Messenger RNA from Vitis riparia (riverbank grape), 3103 nucleotides. Its product is annotated as protein DEFECTIVE IN EXINE FORMATION 1. NCBI's taxonomy places the organism in Eukaryota, Viridiplantae, Streptophyta, Magnoliopsida, Vitales, Vitaceae. The transcript has 13 exons. The coding region runs from base 286 to 2829 and encodes 847 amino acids. Gene Ontology annotation, molecular function: protein binding. The record is from RefSeq and is a predicted model, not a curated record.
UUGUUUGAUAAUUAUUUUCAAAAUCCCAGAAACCUCAAGCCGACGUUAAUGUGCACGGAAGUCGCAUUGAUCCAUUCAGACUGAUUAAGAUUGGAGCAGAUUUCAAUGUCCUCGACUAUCUUCUGCUCCGAAACCAUUCUGAUAUCCUCAAAACCCCUAGUUAGGGGUUUUCUGCUCCUGAUUUAUUAGACUAGAUCUUCGACAACCUCUUCGGGGUUCUUAUUUUAGAAGAUUCACAUUCUUGUUUUCAAUUUUUAUUUGUAGACCUCCAGUUUUGAGUCGAGAAUGAAAUCCUUGGCGGCUAGGGUUUUCUUUAUUUGUCUUCUUCUUUGUACUCGCUCCAGUUUCAUUCAAUCGGACCAACAGGAGUCGAACAAGAACAAGUUUCGGGAACGAGAGGCCAGCGACGAUGCCCUUGGAUACCCUAACUUAGAUGAGGAUGCUUUGUUAAAUACACGGUGCCCUCGAAAUUUGGAGUUGAGAUGGCAGACAGAGGUUAGCUCUAGCAUAUAUGCUACCCCAUUGAUCGCUGAUAUUAACAGUGAUGGAAAGCUUGAUAUAGUGGUUCCUUCUUUUGUUCAUUAUCUGGAGGUCUUAGAAGGUUCUGAUGGAGAUAAAAUGCCUGGCUGGCCUGCAUUUCACCAGUCAACUGUCCAUUCCAGUCCUCUUCUGUAUGAUAUCGACAAGGAUGGUGUAAGAGAAAUAGCUUUGGCUACCUACAAUGGUGAAGUGCUUUUCUUCAGGGUCUCAGGUUACAUGAUGACUGAUAAGCUAGAGGUGCCUCGAAGGAGAGUUCGGAAAGAUUGGUACGUGGGUUUAAAUCCAGAUCCAGUGGAUCGUUCUCAUCCAGAUGUUAAGGAUGACCAACUUGUUCAGGAAGCUGCUGAUAUGAAAUUAUUCUCCCAAAUGAAUGGAAGUACAUCUGGGUCAAACACUUCCGUUCUUACAUCAGCAGAAAGUCACCUUGGCACAGCGAAUGCAUCCAAUCUAGAGAACAAUGGGAAAACAAAUGGAAAUGAAACAGAGACAAACAUUAAGCUGCCAACAAGCACACAUAAUUCUUCUGAGGAUAUUGGGUCUGUCAGGACCAGUAAUGCCGAGAAUGGGACAAACACAGGAAGAAGGCUUCUUGAAGAUAAUGAUUCAAAAGGGUCACAAGAGGGUCAUUCUCAAUCCAAAGAAAAUAGUAGUGGGGAUGGUCAAUCUGUGAAUGUGCAAAAUGAUGAGGCUUUGGAAGCGGAAGCUGAUUCAUCUUUUGAGCUAUUCCGUGAAAAUGAUGAGCUGGCUGAUGAGUAUAGUUAUGACUAUGAUGAUUAUGUUGAUGAAUCCAUGUGGGGAGAUGAGGGGUGGACUGAAGGGCAACAUGAGAAAAUGGAGGAUUAUGUGAACAUUGACUCGCAUAUCCUAUGUACUCCAGUCAUAGCAGACAUUGAUAAUGAUGGGGUGUCAGAAAUGGUUGUUGCUGUGUCCUAUUUCUUUGAUCAUGAGUACUAUGACAACCAAGAGCAUUUGAAGGAACUGGGUGAUAUUGACAUUGGAAAAUAUGUAGCUGGUGCUAUUGUUGUUUUCAACCUUGAUACAAAGCAAGUUAAGUGGACUACACCACUAGAUCUUAGUACUGAUGCUGGAAACUUCCGUGCUUAUAUAUAUUCUUCCCCAACUGUUGUUGAUUUGGAUGGUGAUGGGAAUUUGGACAUUCUUGUUGGAACCUCCUUCGGCUUGUUUUAUGUCCUUGAUCAUCAUGGCAAGAUAAGAGAAAAGUUUCCUCUUGAAAUGGCUGAAAUUCAGGGAGGUGUAGUUGCAGCUGAUAUCAAUGAUGAUGGUAAAAUUGAGCUAGUGACUGCUGACACCCAUGGCAAUAUUGCUGCAUGGACUGCGCAGGGAAAAGAGAUUUGGGAAACACAUGUUAAGAGUCUUGUUCCACAGGCUCCUACGAUUGGCGAUGUUGAUGGGGAUGGGCACACCGAUGUUGUGGUUCCAACACUAUCAGGAAAUAUAUAUGUUCUUAAUGGCAAGGAUGGAUCACAAGUUCGUCCAUACCCUUAUAGAACUCAUGGAAGAGUGAUGAAUCAAGUUCUUCUUGUUGAUUUAAGUAAACGUGGGGAAAAAAAGAAGGGACUUACUCUUGUUACAACAUCAUUUGACGGUUAUUUGUACCUUAUAGAUGGACCCACAUCAUGUGCUGAUGUUGUUGAUAUUGGUGAAACUUCAUAUAGCAUGGUCCUGGCGGACAAUGUUGAUGGUGGAGAUGAUCUUGAUCUUAUUGUUACAACCAUGAAUGGCAAUGUAUUUUGCUUUUCAACUCCUGCUCCACAUCAUCCCCUCAAGGCAUGGAGAUCACCCAACCAGGGAAGAAACAAUGUUGCAAACCGGCACAGCCGUGAAGGGAUUUAUAUUUCACAGUCAUCAAGAGCUUUCCGUGAUGAAGAAGGCAAGAGCUUUUGGGUGGAAAUAGAGAUUGUAGACAAAUACAGAUUCCCAUCAGGGUCUCAAGCUCCUUAUAAUGUCACAACAACUUUGUUGGUUCCUGGUAACUACCAAGGAGAGAGAAGAAUAAAGCAAAACCAGACCUUUGAUCGUGCUGGAAAACAUCGAAUAAAACUUCCAACAGUUGGAGUUAGGACAACAGGGACAGUUUUGGUGGAGAUGGUAGACAAGAACGGACUCUAUUUCUCAGAUGAUUUCUCCCUUACAUUCCAUAUGCAUUAUUACAAACUGCUGAAGUGGCUUCUUGUCCUCCCAAUGCUUGCAAUGUUUGGAGUGCUGGUCAUCCUACGACCACAGGAGGCCAUGCCUUUGCCAUCAUUCUCACGGAACACUGAUUUGUGAUGAUUAUAUGGUAUCACACCUGGACACAUUUAUACCAAAGUUCACAAAGCGCGAAUGGUUAUCUUUACUUUUCACCCAGAACAGGAAAAAAAAAAAAAAAAAAAACACUUUGAAACGUUUGUGCUAUUUUGGUGAAGUGUUUGAUUACCGAAUUCAAUCUCACAUCCAUCUGAAUGAAAAGAGUUAUUUUCUGGAACCGGCUGAAUUAAGAGUUUCCAAAAUAGUGAGUUGAAAUUGUAUUAUUCAUAGCUGCCAACAUAAUUCUUGGUUCCCA